AUGGCGGCCGCCGCGCUGCGAGGGCGCAUGGGCGCGCAGGCCCCCUGGCUCGCCGCGCUCGCCUCCUGCCUCCUCUUCGCCGGCGCCCUCCAAGUGGCGCCGCAUGGGCCCGAUCCGGCGGCGCUGCAGGCGGCGCUGCCUGUGCCGCGGGAGGAGCUGAACGAGACCAUGCGCCGCAGGUGGGAGCUCCGGAACGCGGCGGACAUUGAUAGGAUGAAGGAAUUGUGCAGGUCCAGGCCGCUGGACGUGCUGCUGCUGGGCGACUCGAUCACCGAGCGGUGGCACCGGCCAUCCUUCAGCGCCUACGUAGACAGCCCUCUGGAGUACACGACGUCGGAGAGGGAAGAGCUCGGCGGAGACCUGCGGGCCGCCUUCGGGCCCCAGCGGCUCGUCGCGGUGGCCGCCAUCGGCGGGGACAAGGUGCCCGACCUGCUCUGGCGCCUGCGCGCUGGGGGCCUGGGCGAGGCCGUGAGGCAGUGCGCGCCACGGAGCCUGCACGUCCUCGUGGGCACCAACGACCUCGGCCACGGGGUUGCGCCGCGAGAGGCGGGCAUGUCCUACCGCCAGCUCGUUGACGAGCUCGUUGCGCUGCGGCCAGACGCGCGACUGACGCUCCAGCUGGUCAUGCCGCGCGGCUUCAAGGGCGGGUACUUCGACAACGACCACCUGCCGCAUGCCCUGAAGUGGGCCGCGUGCCCGGCUGCGGGGAGGCCCCCGCAGCUGGUGCACGGCGUCGGGGAGGGGGACUCGGACCCGAGCUGCUCCCUCUUCUUCUCGCACGUGGGCGAGCUGAACGGGAUCAUCACCCGAGCGGCGUCCGAGCACAGCGCCUCUGGCCGCGACGUGCGGACCCUGGACUGCAACGGCUUCCUCACCACCGGUGGCAGCAUCAGCAAGGACCUGUUCCCGGACAUGCUGCACCCGAAUGGUCGCGGGUACGCCCGCUGGUCGGAGUGCCUCCGGUCCGCGUACCCGUAG
Messenger RNA from Prorocentrum cordatum, 978 nucleotides. The record is from the annotation of a GenBank genome assembly. NCBI's taxonomy places the organism in Eukaryota, Dinophyceae, Prorocentrales, Prorocentraceae.